GUAGACAAAAGUCCUGCACUGUGCCUAUUGUACAUGUUUCCGGAGAGGAUGUCCAAGACACACCGGGCGCUAGCAUACCACACGCUCACAUCAGCACACAUUCUAAUAGCGAGACAUUGGAAAUCUAGAGAAAUAGCCACGCUCACUCACCUAUUGCACCAG
Messenger RNA from Pelobates cultripes (western spadefoot toad), 162 nucleotides. NCBI's taxonomy places the organism in Eukaryota, Metazoa, Chordata, Amphibia, Anura, Pelobatidae. The record is from the annotation of a GenBank genome assembly.